This is a messenger RNA of Cyprinus carpio (common carp), 2223 nucleotides long. RefSeq names its product kinesin-like protein KIF13A (gene kif13a). Gene Ontology annotation, cellular component: adherens junction. NCBI's taxonomy places the organism in Eukaryota, Metazoa, Chordata, Actinopteri, Cypriniformes, Cyprinidae. The record is from RefSeq and is a predicted model, not a curated record. The transcript is spliced from 15 exons. Bases 16 to 2208 code for a protein of 730 amino acids. Gene Ontology annotation, molecular function: cell adhesion molecule binding. Gene Ontology annotation, biological process: regulation of protein localization.
GCUGUGACGAGCUUUAUGCGUGUGCACGAUGUUCUGCGUGCUAAAGCUGUGUUUGUGAUGAUUGCAUGUGUUUGUCCUGCAGGUCAGGAGGUCGUCUUCAAGUGCCUCGGGGAGGGAAUACUGGAAAACGCCUUUCAAGGAUACAACGCCUGCAUCUUUGCCUACGGACAGACAGGCUCGGGGAAAUCCUUCUCCAUGAUGGGCAACGGAGAGCAGCCAGGCCUGAUCCCCAGACUCUGCUGCUCGCUGUUCGAGAGGGUCUCCAGAGACCAGAACGAGAGCCAGUCCUUCAAGGUGGAGGUCUCCUACAUGGAGAUCUACAAUGAGAAAGUCCGAGACCUGCUGGAUCCCAAAGGGAGCAGACAGUCUCUGAAGGUCAGAGAGCAUAAAGUCCUGGGUCCGUAUGUGGACGGUUUGUCUCAGCUGGCUGUGAUGAACUUCGAGGACAUCGAGUCUCUGAUGUCGGAGGGGAAUAAAUCACGCACAGUAGCCGCCACUAACAUGAACGAGGAGAGCAGCCGAUCGCACGCCGUCUUCAGCGUCAUCGUCACCCAGACGCUGUAUGACCUGCAGUCUGGGAAUUCUGGUGAGAAAGUGAGUAAGAUCAGUCUGGUUGAUCUGGCCGGCAGUGAACGUGUUUCUAUUCGAAAAACUAACAGGUGGUGUUUUUUGCAUGUCUCCAGGUCUCUGACGACGCUGGGCUGUGUGAUUUCUGCUCUCGCUGAUCAGUCUGCAGGAAAAGGCAAGAGCAAGUUUGUGCCGUACAGAGACUCAGUGCUGACGUGGCUGCUGAAGGACAAUCUGGGAGGCAACAGUAAGACGGCCAUGAUCGCCACCAUCAGCCCUGCCGCUGAUAACUACGAGGAGACGCUGUCAACGCUGCGCUACGCCGACCGAGCCAAGAGAAUCGUCAACCACGCCGUGGUGAACGAGGAUCCCAACGCCCGCAUCAUCAGAGAGCUGCGGGAGGAAGUGGAGAAGCUGAAGGUGCAGCUCUCGCAGGCUGAGUCUCUGAAGUCUCCUGAGCUGCAGGAGAAACUCCAGGAGUCUGAGAAACUCAUUCAGGAGAUGACCGUCACCUGGGAGGAGAAACUCAGAAAGACUGAGGAGAUUGCACAGGAGCGUCAGAAGCAGCUGGAGAGCAUGGGAAUCUCUCUGGAGUCAUCAGGGAUCAAGGUCGGAGAGGACAAGUGCUUCCUGGUCAACCUGAACGCUGACCCGGCUCUCAAUGAGCUGCUGGUUUACUAUCUGAAGGAUCACACGCGUGUGGGAGCCGACACGUCUCAGGACAUCCAGCUGUUCGGCAUCGGGAUCCAGUCUGAACACUGUGUGCUGGACGUCACGUCUGACGGAGACGUCACGCUCACGCCGGCCGACAACGCCAGGACGUGUGUGAACGGGACGAUGGUGUACUCCAGGGUUCAGCUGUGGCACGGCGACCGCAUCCUGUGGGGAAACAACCACUUCUUCAGAAUCAAUCUGCCGAAGCGCAAGCGGCGCGAGCGACCGAAGGAGCCGGAGCGUGACUCUCCUCGCCAAAGCUUGGCCGAAGCCGACGUGGAGACGGCGAGCCAGGCCUCGUCCGAACAGGACUACAGCUACGAGUUCGCACAGAUGGAGGUCAUGAUGAAAGCACUGGGGAGCAAUGACCCCAUGCAGAAGGCGGUGCAGGCUCUGGAGAAGCAGUAUGUGGAGGAGAAGCGUGUGGCGCUGGAGGAGCAGCGGAUGAUGUACGAGCGCGAGCUCCAGUCUCUGCGGCAGCAGCUCUCUCCGGAGAAAGUGUCUCAGCACCAGCGCUGCAGCAGCUUCCCCACACACACCACACACAACAAACUGCGCCUGUGGAGCGACGAGAGGGACGAGCUGUUUCGUCAGAGUCUGUCUCGGCUGCGUGAGCAGGUGGUCCGAGCGAACGUUCUGGUGCGAGAGGCUAACUUUCUGUCCGAGGAGAUGCACAAACUCACCGACUAUCAGGUCACGCUGCAGAUCCCAGCCGCCAACCUCAGCGCCAACCGCAAGCGCGGUGCUAUAGUCAGUGAACCGGCCAUCCAGGUGCGACGUAAAGGGAAGGGAACGCAGGUGUGGACCAUCGAGAAACUAGAGAACAAACUCGUGGACAUGAGAGACCUUUACAGAGACUGGAGGGAAGGAACACAGGACGUGGUGAGUGAAAGAAAACAGUGCUCUUAUUCAUCAAGGAAACAUUAAACUGAUCAAAAGUGA